GAGCGCGCGCCGCGUGGCCUUGUUUGGGGGCGGGGCCACGCGCCCGCCUGCGUGGUGCGUGUGUGAAGGGGGGUGCAGCGCGCGGUCCCGGGGUCCCGGAGGGGAGUGCGCAGGCGCUGAGUCCCUGCUCGGCUGUCUCGGUGGUCGCCGCCGGGGUCUGAGCCCGGGAAGACCGAGGUUCCAGCCGUCCUCACCUCAGGAGGACGUAGCUUUGUGCCUUUCAAAGCCCUUUCUCAUCUAUCAUCAGGGACUCAGAAGAUGAGCCAGGUUUACAGCCCUGCCUUGAUGCGUAGUGCCGAGUUCCUUGAAGAAAAUUAUUUUAUGGACAAUGUAUGAGUCUGUUUUCAUGCUGCUGAUAAAGACAUACCCAGACUCACAGUUCUACAUGGCUGGGGAGGCCUCACAAUCGUGAUGGAAGGUGAAAGACACGUCUUACAUGGCCACAGGGAGAAUGAGAGUCCCCGUACAGAACCAUCAGAUCACAUGAGACUUACUCACUGCCAUGAGAACAGCAUGGGGGAAACCGCCCCCAUGAUUCAGUUAUCUCCCACCGGGUCCCUCCCACAACACGUGGAAAUUAUGGGAGCUAUAAUUCAAGAGAUUUGAGUGGGGACACAGCCAGACCAUAUCAGACAAGAAUCAUCUUCUCAAAUUUGGGGUGCGUGGCUGAGUGCACACACCUGUGAACACUGCGGGAUGAAUGCAUUACAACUUCCUGGAACAAGUCAUUUUACCUAAGUAAUUGGAAGGGGAAAGCCAACUGAUCUGCUUAUCUGCCCUGCCUUACCAGCUCUGUGCCCAUCUCUCAGUGUGGACUCUAAAGGGGGAGGAAAGGAUGCCUUCUGCACGGGGGAAAUCCAAAUCCAAGGCACCUAUAACAUUUGGGGACUUAGCCAUCUACUUCUCCCAGGAGGAGUGGGAAUGGCUGAGCCCCAUUCAGAAGGAUUUGUAUGAAGAUGUCAUGUUGGAGAAUUACCGGAACCUGGUCUCGCUUGGUCUUUCCUUUCGGAGACCAAAUGUGAUCACCUUAUUGGAGAAAGGGAAAGCACCCUGGAUGGUAGAGCCAGUAAGAAGACGCCGGGCUCCUGACUCGGGGUCUAAAUGUGAGACCAAGAAGUUACCUCCAAAUCAAUGCAACAAAUCUGGGCAAAGCAUCUGCCAGAAACUAGUUUCUGCACAACAAAAAGCUCCUACACGAAAGAGUGGCUGCAACAAAAAUUCAGUCCUAAUAAAACCUAAGAAAGGGCAUUCAGGGAAGAAACCUUUAAAAUGUAAUGACUGUGGUAAAACCUUUAGUCGAAGCUUCUCUCUUAAACUUCAUCAGAACAUUCAUACGGGAGAGAAGCCUUUUGAAUGCAGUAAUUGUAGAAAAGCUUUCAGACAGAUCUCAUCCAUCCUACUUCAUCAGAGAAUUCACAGUGGAAAGAAAAGCCAUGAAUGCAAUAAAUGUGGGGAAAGCUUCAAUCAAAGAACAACCCUUAUUCUACAUAUGAGAAUUCAUGAUGGAAAGGAAAUUCUUGACUGUGGGAAGGCCCUGAGUCAAUGUCAGUCUUUCAAUAUACAUCAGAAAAUUCACGUUGUUGGGAAUGUCUGCCAGUGCAGAAAGUGCGGAAAAGCCUUCAGUCAGAUGUCAUCCCUUUUACUUCAUAAGAAAAUCCACAAUGGAAAGAAAACACAUAAUAAAUGUGGGAGAGGCUUCAAAAAGAAAUCAGUCUUUGUUGUACAUAAAAGAAUUCAUGCUGGAGAGAAAAUCCCUGAAAAUGCGAAGGCCUUAAGUCAGAGUCUACAGCAAAGAAGUCACCAUUUAGAGAAUCCUUUUAAAUGCAGAAAAUGUGGGAAAUUAUUUAAUAGGAUUUCACCCCUGAUGCUUCACCAGAGAAUUCACACUUCAGAGAAACCGUACAAAUGUGAUAAAUGUGACAAGUUCUUCAGGCGGCUUUCAACCCUUAUUCUGCAUCUAAGAAUUCAUAAUGGAGAAAAACUAUACAGAUGCAAUAAAUGUGAGAAGGUCUGCAAUCGGCAUUCAUCCCUUAUUCAACAUCAGAAAGUUCAUACAAAGAAAAAGAAACUAUUUGAGUGUAAGGAAUGUGGGAAGAUGUUUUCUGGAACUGCAAACCUUAAAAUACAUCAGAAUAUUCAUUCUGAAGAGAAACCUUUCAAAUGCAAUAAAUGUAGUAAAGUUUUCGGCCGCCAAUCAUUUCUUAUUGAACAUCAAAGAAUUCAUACUGGAGAAAAACCCUACCAGUGUGAGGAAUGUGGAAAAGCCUUCAGCCACCGAAUAUCUCUCACACGACAUAAGAGAAUUCAUACUGAAGAUAGACCCUAUGAAUGUGAUCAGUGUGGGAAGGCCUUCAGCCAGAGUGCACACCUCGCCCAACAUGAAAGAAUUCACACUGGAGAGAAGCCAUAUACAUGCAAAACAUGUGGUAAGGCCUUUAGUCAGCGCACAUCUCUUAUUCUACAUGAAAGAAGUCAUACUGGAGAGAAACCCUAUGAAUGUAAUGAAUGUGGGAAGGCAUUUAGCAGUGGCUCAGACCUUAUUCGACAUCAGAGAAGUCAUUCUUCAGAGAAACCCUAUGAAUGUAGUAAAUGCGGGAAGGCAUAUAGUCGGAGUUCAUCCCUGAUUCGACAUCAGAAUACACAUUCUGAAGAAAAAGCCUAAGGUUGUUUUAAAUCUAUAAAAUCAACGAAUGAGGCUAUCAAACAUAUGGCAAAUAUGUAUUUGUCUAUAAUGUAAAUUUUGUGUAUAUGGGACCAUUUGAUGAUAUGUCCCACUUUGAAAGCCAAAGAGCAAAAGUCAUUGGUGAUUUUGACCUCAGGAUUUGAAAUUAAAUGAAGGAAACUCAGAAGUUUGGUCAGUCAUUGUGAAUGAAGAUCAUUUUUCAUUUGAUAAGAAUUACUGGCUGGGCGCAGUGGCUUACACCUGUAACCCCAGCACUUUGGGAGGCUGAGACAGGCGGAUCACGAGGUCAAGAGUUUGAGACCACGGUGAAACCCUGUCUCUACUAAAAAAUACAAAAUUAGCUGGGCGUGGUGGUGCGCACCUGUAAUCUCAGCUACUGGAGAGGCUGAGGCAGGAGAAUCGCUUGAACCCAGGAGGUGGAGGUUGCAUUGAGCAGAGAUUGCGCCACUGCACUCCAGUCUGGGCAACAGAGCAAGACUCUGUGUCAAAAAAAAAAAAAAAAAAUUACUGAUAUUUUACUUCAAGCAUAGUUUUAAAGAUAAUUUAUUGGUCACAUACAACAAAAUAGAAUUGUGAAGUCCAUUAUAGGGCUCUGAGCCUGAUUUAAGGUCACAGAAAAAAGAAUUUGAGUCUGUUUCUCAGAUCUAGAAUUAUCAAAUAUAAGGAACUUCUCGGCAAAACAGGGUGCCACUUUCAGCUGACAAACUUGUGGGUGAGAAUAAAGAAAAGUGAGUCUUUAGGUAGAUAAAGUUGUCACUCAUAAUGGUGUGUAACAGUAGAAAUCUUACUGUACCAUCUCCACGGAUAUGAGGAUAUAUGAUCUUCAUGGUGUGAACGUCUAACAUGGCUGAGACAAGCUAUCAGUAAAAGAACCAAGAUAUAGUGAAGAAUGAGGAUUUCAGAGCCAGGAGAAAUCAGUAUUGUUUUAUUUGGAAAUAAAUCAUCUAUAUUUAUAUGAGUAAACAUUGGUAUUUUCAUGUAACAAUACUGGUAUGCAAUAAGUGGUGUAAUAUGAGUUGUUAUGGACUGAAUGUUUAUGUCCCCCCCAAAACUAAUUAUGUUAAAAUCCUCACCAUCAAUGUGAUGUUACUUGGAAAUGAGGCAUUUGGGAGGCAAUUAGGAUUAGAUGAGGUCAUGAGGGUGGAGCCCUCUUGAUGGGAUUAGUGCCUUUAUAAGAAGAGACAUCAGGCUGAGCGCGGUGGCUCACGCCUGUAAUCCCAGCACUUUGGGAGGCCCAGGUGAGUGGAUCAUGAGGUCAGGAGAUUUGAGACAAUCCUGGCUAACACGGUGAAACCCCGUCUCCACUGAAAAAAAAAAAUACAAAAAAUUAGCCAGGCACAGUGGCAUGUGCCUGUAGUCCCAGCUACUUGGGAGGCUGAAGGAGAAGAAUCGCUUGAACCCAGGAGGCGGAGGUUGCAGUGAGCCAAGAUCACGCCACUGUACUCCAGCCUGGGCGACAGAGCGAGACUACGUCUCAAAAAAAAAAAAAAAAAAAAAGACAUCAGAAAGCCUGCUUGCUGUCUGCACCAUGUGAGGAUGCAGGAAGAAGCCAGCUGUCUACAGAACAGGAAGAGAACCCUACGAGAACCUAACCAUGCUGGCGACCUGUUCUCAGACUUCGAGACUUCAGAACUGUGAGAAGUAAAUUGUUGUUUAAGCCACCCAGUCUAUGAUGUUUUGUUAGGGCAGCCCCAGCUAAUAUAUGGAGUGGAAACCCUACAUUUAUCUACUGGGUUCUUUUCCUGUCAGCAGUUCAACAUGUGUAGUAGCUUUCAGUCUCUGCUGUUUGUGCCAAAUAUAUAAGAAAUAAAAUCAGAUAACUUUUUUGUAAUUGGAUCAUA
Pan troglodytes (chimpanzee) is the source of this 4524-nucleotide messenger RNA. RefSeq names its product zinc finger protein 667 (gene ZNF667). The record is from RefSeq and is a predicted model, not a curated record. NCBI's taxonomy places the organism in Eukaryota, Metazoa, Chordata, Mammalia, Primates, Hominidae. Gene Ontology annotation, cellular component: nucleus. Gene Ontology annotation, biological process: regulation of DNA-templated transcription. The coding region runs from base 836 to 2662 and encodes 608 amino acids. The transcript is spliced from 7 exons.